UUUUAUCCACCACACAGAUCUUGGUAUCACCUAAUCUAUCUUGACUCGGGAAAACUAUGGAGCCUAGCUUACAUGGUGCGAUUUUACUAGGAUUGCUUGCAACAAUUCUGGUUACGACGGCCCAUGGCCAAGGUGGAGAAGAAAUGUGGCCAGUGGAGAUGGGGAUGAUCGAAUACAGAGGAUUAUGGAGGAGGAAGCUGAUGACGCCGUUGGAGCUGUGCUUGGAGUGCAAAUGCUGCUCCUCAAUCACUUGUGCCACCAUGCCUUGCUGUUUCGGCAUCAAUUGCCAACUUCCCAACAAGCCAUUUGGCGUUUGCGCCUUUUUUCCCAAGUCAUGCCAUUGUACUUCUUGCUCCAUUUAACUGUAUUUUGUUUCUUCCU
This is a messenger RNA of Eutrema salsugineum, 381 nucleotides long. RefSeq lists its product as uncharacterized. NCBI's taxonomy places the organism in Eukaryota, Viridiplantae, Streptophyta, Magnoliopsida, Brassicales, Brassicaceae. The transcript has 2 exons. The record is from RefSeq and is a predicted model, not a curated record. Bases 57 to 362 code for a protein of 101 amino acids.